AUGUCAGCUGACAUACCCUGCCUGACCAACAUGGUGGACACAGAGAGCCUGCUGUGCCCCCUCAUCCCCUUAGAGGAGGAGGAUCUUGAAAGCCCUUUAUCUGGAGAUUUUUUACAAGAUAUGGAGAACAUAAAGGAGCUCUCUCAGUCAAUGAGUGGGGAUAGCUCAGGAGCACUGAGCAUAACAGAUUUCCAGUCUCUGGGGAAUGGACCUGGAUCCGAUGGAUCAAUCAUUACAGAUUCUCUCUCACCAGCAUCAAGUCCUUCGUCUGUGAAUCUUGUGACAGCUCCAGGUAGCAAAGACGAACCACCUGGUGCAAUAUUAAACAUUGAAUGUAGAAUAUGUGGAGAUAAAGCUUCUGGAUACCAUUAUGGAGUUCACGCUUGUGAAGGUUGUAAGGGCUUUUUUAGGCGAACGAUCAGACUAAAGCUAGUCUACGAUAGAUGCGACCGCAACUGCAAAAUUCAGAAAAAAAAUCGUAACAAGUGCCAAUACUGUCGUUUUCAAAAGUGCCUUUCUGUUGGAAUGUCUCAUAAUGCCAUCCGAUUUGGACGUAUGCCAAGAUCGGAGAAAGCAAAACUGAAAGCUGAAGUCCUAACAGGUGAACAUUGUGUAGAAAAUGCUGAAAUGGCAGAUCUUAAAUCACUUGCCAAGAGAAUUUAUGAAGCCUAUUUGAAGAACUUUAAUAUGAACAAGGUGAAAGCCAGACUCAUCCUUGCAGGGAAAACCAGUAACAAUCCACCAUUUGUUAUACAUGACAUGGAUACGUUAUGUAUGGCAGAGAAGACGCUAGUGGCAAAGCUGGUGGCCAACGGAAUCCAGAACAAGGAGGCAGAGGUUCGAAUCUUCCACUGCUGCCAAUGCACCUCGGUCGAGGCUGUAACGGAACUUACCGAAUUUGCCAAAUCUAUCCCCGGCUUCUCAAGCCUAGACUUGAACGAUCAGGUGACGCUGUUAAAAUACGGGGUUUACGAAGCCAUUUUUGCCAUGUUAGCUUCUGUAAUGAACAAAGACGGGAUGCUAGUAGCCUAUGGAAAUGGUUUUAUCACUCGAGAAUUCCUCAAAAGUUUAAGGAAACCAUUUUGUGACAUUAUGGAGCCAAAGUUUGAAUUCGCUAUGAAAUUCAAUGCGAUGGAGCUAGAUGACAGCGACAUCUCUCUCUUCGUGGCUGCUAUAAUUUGUUGUGGAGAUCGCCCGGGCCUUGAAAACAUAGGACACAUUGAAAAGAUGCAGGAGAGCAUUGUGCAUGUACUAAAACUUCACUUGCAAAGCAACCACCCCGAUGACACCUUCCUUUUCCCAAAACUCCUACAGAAAAUGGCGGACCUCCGGCAGCUUGUCACAGAACACGCUCAGCUUGUUCAGAUAAUCAAGAAGACUGAAUCUGAUGCACAUUUACAUCCUUUGCUACAGGAAAUCUACAAGGACAUGUAUUAA
This is a messenger RNA of Euleptes europaea (tarantolino), 1437 nucleotides long. RefSeq names its product peroxisome proliferator activated receptor alpha (gene PPARA). The coding region runs from base 1 to 1437 and encodes 478 amino acids. Gene Ontology annotation, cellular component: nucleus. The record is from RefSeq and is a predicted model, not a curated record. Gene Ontology annotation, biological process: negative regulation of transcription by RNA polymerase II; positive regulation of transcription by RNA polymerase II; hormone-mediated signaling pathway. NCBI's taxonomy places the organism in Eukaryota, Metazoa, Chordata, Lepidosauria, Squamata, Sphaerodactylidae. Gene Ontology annotation, molecular function: nuclear receptor activity; zinc ion binding; RNA polymerase II cis-regulatory region sequence-specific DNA binding. The transcript has 6 exons.